This is a messenger RNA of Serinus canaria (Common canary), 2222 nucleotides long. RefSeq names its product synaptotagmin like 1 (gene SYTL1). Gene Ontology annotation, molecular function: neurexin family protein binding; small GTPase binding. NCBI's taxonomy places the organism in Eukaryota, Metazoa, Chordata, Aves, Passeriformes, Fringillidae. Gene Ontology annotation, biological process: intracellular protein transport; exocytosis. The transcript is spliced from 16 exons. Gene Ontology annotation, cellular component: exocytic vesicle; plasma membrane. The record is from RefSeq and is a predicted model, not a curated record. Bases 334 to 2127 code for a protein of 597 amino acids.
UGGCUCCAGUCCCUGCUUUCGUGCCGCCGGGCGCGGAGGCGCUCGCAGGGCUGCGGUUGAGUCACCCCGGGCACAGCACCCGGCCGGGGCCGGGGGCACCGCGCACCCACCGGGGUCCCCGAGGGGUGCUGGGGGGCGCCGAGCCACGGAGACCCCCCACCUGGGCAGGUGGUGGCUCUGUUCCGGGGUGGGGGGACCCCCCCCGUGUGCCCGCAGUAAACAGGAUACGAGCGGCUGCGGCGGGGAGACAGCGGCAGCAUCAGCCCAGCCCCGGGGAGAGCCGCGGGAUGAGCGGGGGGGAUCCCCCCCAGCGGCCCCCGGGUGCCUCUCCAGAUGUUGGCAUCGCUGGUGCACGCCCGGCACGCUGAGCAGCCCGUGUCCCCGGCCGGGCCAGCCCCGCGGGCUGUCCCCGGGCUGUCCCCGCCGCCCCGCAUGGCGCUGCAGCCCGAGCUGCUGGACCUGAGCUUCCUGACGGAGGAGGAGCGGAGCUGCAUCGCCCGGGUGCUGCAGCGGGACUGGCAGCUCCGCCGGCGGGAGGAGGGCCGCAUCAGCAAGCUCCGCAAGUCGGUGUCGGACCCGGCGCGGCUGCGGAGCCUCACCGGGGACUGGUUCUGCGACGCCCGCGCCCAGCGCCACCCGCACCAGCUGGGCUCCGACCUGGUCCGAGCCUCCAUCCGCCGCAGGAGGCGGCCCCGGGGGACGGGGGAGCUGGAGCGCCGCCCCAGCCUGGACGCCAUUGAUGAGCCACUGGCAGAGGAGAGGGAGGAUGAGGAUGGUGCCUUGGAGACGGGCAAGAGUUCCCCCCCCGAGGAGGUGCAGGAGGCCACUGAGCCCCAGCCCAGCCCCCCUGGCCCAGCUGUGGAGGGAACCCCGAGGUCACAGCCCAUGCUGCAGGGUGACACCCCCCCGAGGGAGCAGGAGAGCCCGGCCCAGCCCCCCCCAGGUGACACGGGAGGUCACACCCUUGGCUCAAGCAGCACGGAGGAUGAGGAGGAGGAGGAGGAGGAGGAGGAGCCGGACUCGGCACACGGCAGCCACAGCCCUGGGCAGAGACCAGAGACCCCCCAGACGGAUCAGACCCCCCCCGACCCACUGUCCCCACAGAACGGCCACACCCCCCCGAGCCUGCUGAGCACCAGCUCCUCCGUGUCCAGCCUCAGCUCCUCCACACUGAGCGGGAGCCUGAUGAGCCUGUACAGCGAGGGCGAGCUGGGCCGGGUGGCCGUGCGGGGCUGCGUGCAAUUCUCCCUGCGCUACCAGGCGGCCGAGAAGGAGCUGCAGGUGCACGUCCUGCGCUGCCGCCAGCUGGCCGAGGCCAAGAAGCAGCGCUCGGACCCGUACAUCAAGACCUACCUGCUGCCCGACAAGUCCAACCGCAGCAAGCGCAAGACCGCGGUGAGGAAGAGGAGCUUGGAUCCCGUCUUCAACGAGACCCUCAAGUACAAGCUGGAGAAGAGGGACCUGCAGGGCCGGACCCUGAACCUCUCCGUGUGGCACCACGACAGCCUGGGCAGGAACCUCUUCCUGGGGGAGGUGGAGGUGGCACUGGGCACCUGGGACUGGGCCAACACACGGCCCGAGUGGUUCAGUCUCCAGCCACGGAUGCCCAUCCCCUCGGACGGCCUGGCCAGCCGUGGCAGCCUCAACCUGGCGCUCAAGUUCAUCCCUGCUGGCUCAGAAGGAGCGGGGAUGCCACCCACGGGCGAGCUGCACAUCUGGGUGAAGGACGCUCAGAGCCUCAUCCCGCUGCAGAGCGGCACCGUGGACGCCUUCGUGCAGUGCUACGUGCUGCCGGAUGACAGCAAGGCCAGCCGGCAGAAGACGCGGGUGGUGAAGCGGAGCCUGAACCCCCUCUUCAACCACACCAUGGUGUACGACGGCUUCCAGGCCAGGGACCUGGCCGAGGCCUGCGCCGAGUUCACCCUCUGGCACCACGAAGCCUUCUCCAAGCGCCAGCUGGGCGGCAUCCGCCUCAGCCUGGGCACCGGGAGCAGCUACGGGCUGCCCGUGGGCUGGAUGGACUCGACGGCCGAGGAGCAGGGCGUGUGGCAGCAGCUGCUGCAGCAGCCCGGGCACUGGGUGGAGGCGCUGCUGCCCCUGCGGACCAACCUGGUCCCCCGGGCGUAGCCCCCCAGGAGCAGCUGGUGCCAGCGGGACUGUGGGACCUGGGCGGGGGUCUGUGCCCUCCCCUUCCAGCAGCAAUGAAGUGGCACCGGAGGGCA